AUGGCACAGGAAGUACCAUCACUAAGCCCUCAGUGUAAGUUCUUUGUAGUAAGAAAGAAGCGAUUUUGUCGUAUGACAGUGCGCCCUGGAUGGAAUUACUGUGGAGAGCACCAACCUCAGAUAGGCACAAAAGAUGGGAAGGAUGAAAAGCGAAUACCUUGUCCAAACGACAAUAAACAUACAUGCUAUGCAAACAAGCUACAAAAGCACCUCACCAUAUGUAAUGCUCGUCAGCAAGAGGUGCCACCUUAUAUCAAAUACAAUGUUAAUGCUCCGGUUGAAACUAGCCCCUUAAAACAACCACUUUCAGAAAUACCAUCCACUCAGAUUGAGCAGAUUAUAAAUAAAGUUAAUCUGCUAUUUGACACAUAUCUUAAAGAUAAAAUAGACACUAUGCCUGAUAGAGAAAUUCAUCCAGCUGUAAUGGAUGAAUUUCUAACAGAAGGAAGAACAGAGAGUUCUUUACGUCACUUGAGACAGGCAUCAAAGUUAAUGCAUAUAAUGGAAGAUGAGGGCUUAGUCAAAGACCAUACCUGUUAUGUUGAACUUGGAGCUGGAAAAGGCCAUCUAUCAUAUUUUGCAUGGCAUGCUUGGUGUCCGGCCGCAAGUGGCAGUUCCAUUUUGUUGGUAGAGAGAGCUUCUCUCAGACACAAGAGAGACAACAAGAUCCGGAACUUGAGUGACAAUUCAAAUAAAGUAGAAAACAGUGUCCACAAAUUGAGUUCUGAAUUAUCUAAUAAAAAGGAAAUGGGCUCAUUUAAAAAUAUUAACAAUUAUAGUAAUAAGGAUGAUGAUUGUAAAACAAAAUCAUUACAGCCAGCUAAUAUCAACGAAGGAUCCUUCAGGUUAAGAGCAGAUUUAGCUCACUUGAUAUUAGAUCUCGUUCCAGCCGUGCAGAAAAGUGAAAGUAUUGUAGGCUUUGCUAAACAUUUAUGUGGAGUAGCUACGGAUUUCUCGUUGCGCUGUCUCGCAUCGGCCAAUACGCUUCCGAAAACUCGUGGCAUGCUCAUAGCUACUUGCUGCCACCACCGCUGCAGCUCAAAUGGAUAUGUGGCUCACAAACAUCUGAUGGAACUGGGAAUAGACAAAAGAGAGUUUAACAUAAUGCUCGGAAUCGUCUCGUGGGCCACUUGCGGGGACGGGCGCAGCCGGGACAAAAGAGACUCCGGCCAGAGAGACCUCUCUCGGCAGCGGAGGGAAGAAGUCGGGCGUCGAGCCAAGGCCAUCCUCGACUGGGGCAGGGUGCUCUACCUCAAAGAGUGCGGUUUCGACGCUCGACUGACAUACUUUAUCCCCGACUCGGUCUCACUAGAAAACCUUUGUAUAGUAGCUAAAAAGAAUUGA
Pieris macdunnoughi is the source of this 1344-nucleotide messenger RNA. Lineage: Eukaryota; Metazoa; Arthropoda; Insecta; Lepidoptera; Pieridae. The record is from the annotation of a GenBank genome assembly.